Molecule: messenger RNA, 1601 nt
Organism: Hyla sarda
Lineage: Eukaryota; Metazoa; Chordata; Amphibia; Anura; Hylidae
Product: signal peptide, CUB and EGF-like domain-containing protein 1
Exons: 8
Coding region: 233-1069 (278 amino acids)
Source: RefSeq, a predicted model, not a curated record
GGGUUAAGGUGCUGGUUUGGCCUUCAUAUUCACCAGAUCUCAAUCUAGUCAAGCAUCUAAGGGCCAAGGCGUACCUAGUGCCCUCGGCACCCCUGGUGAGGUGCUGUAUCUGCGCUCCCGCCCCCUUCCCAUACAGUUAAAUCAAGUGAUUCACAAUUGACAUUUUUUCUGAGGUUUUUUUUUUCUCUUCUCCAUACAUCGUCUUUUUCUUCUCCAUCCGCCUCAGACCAUCAUGAUGACUUCUUCCAGGCAGAUAGAUACCGAGUCAUGUUUUUGCUGUUCCAGUGGCUCCUGUGUAAAUUCGACAGACUGCGUGCCUUGUGUGUCUGGUUUUUACCAGCCACAGGGCGGGCAGGUCACAUGUCUACCAUGUCCUCAUGGAUUGUAUAGCAACACCACGGGAAGCGUAGUAUGCCAGUCAUGCCAGCCGGGAUAUUUUACAAAUGAGACUGCAUCUGUGACUUGUAUGCCAUGUGAAAAAGGUCACUUUGCAUCUGAACAAAGCGCAUUGCAGUGUGAGCCUUGUCCGGGGGGAACAUUUUGCAACACAACCUCAUGUACCCAUUGCACAGUGUGUCCUGAUGGGCAGGAAGCUCUUGAAGUUGGCUCCGUAGGGUGCGCCUUGUGUCAUCCUGGCAUGUAUAAAGGACAAGGGGAUGACCGAUGCCAGUAUUGCAACGAUGGUGAAUUUCAGAUCAACUGGGGAGCAGCAAGCUGUGAAAUAUGUCCUGUAAAUCACUAUUGUCCUAGCCCAGACAUCAAUCCUAUCACUUGUCCUGAAGACGCCUUUUGCCCUGCUGGGAGCACGGAGCCGAGUUAUUGUAUGGAGACGUUCUUGCGCAAGGAUGGAGACGUCUGUACACUGGCACCGUUCACUAUCAUGAUACUUGUUGCCUGUGCAGUUGUAAUAUUUCUCGGAGCGAUUUACAUUAUUCGAAAGCAGAAGCAGAUGUCCGAGAGGAGAAUCAUGGGUUUCGGCCCCAAAUCUCCUCUUCUAUACUCUAAGAGACCUUCUAGUUCUAUCUAUGGAAUUACUUACGAUGCAGAACCGGUCUACGCCGGUUGGUAACAUACGGGUUCCCACCCUACACCACAGACGCCCUGUUCUAUGGAUGGUGGCACGUUGCCGAUGCGUUAUAGACCACUAUCUAAACUUGACGCUGACCGGCGGCUAUUUCUAUUGACUUGAAACAACAUUGUUGGUCUCCUAUGUUUGUCUACGAGACAUUUAUUUUGUACAGUCUGUGAAUUGUCUUAAUUUAAGGUUUUUUUCUCUCGUUCUGUAGACCGGUGUUAUUUAUAGCUGUCUGUAAAGAAAUCUACUUUAAAUACGUAUGAUCGAAGGUGUGUUUUACGGCCAUGGGUUAUCCACUUAUCCAGGCCUGUUUUUUUGGUUCUAGGGGUAUUUCAGCCCUUUAAAAGGUAUCUCCUUUCCACAUGAUAGGAGAUAAGUGGUCCGACUUUUGGGGCCCCAACACUCCCUGUUCCAUGGAGUGGUAGGUCAGCGGGCACUCCAUGUAUUGUCUGAGAGUCCAGCGUUCUGGUAUCUCUUGUGUUCCCAUAGAUCAUGCCAACGCCCGUGCUCCAUGCCUCAGAAAGAG